Rotaria sordida is the source of this 396-nucleotide messenger RNA. Lineage: Eukaryota; Metazoa; Rotifera; Eurotatoria; Philodinida; Philodinidae. The record is from the annotation of a GenBank genome assembly.
AUGUUAACUCGAUUUAUUUCUGCUAUUCGUUGUAAUCAACAAUCGUUAACAACAAAAUCACUUCGUUUAUUAACUACAACUGCACCAAGACUAAGUGAUGGUGAUCAUGCAAAGUCAAAAGCUGUAGAAAAAGCUUCUCAAGAUCUAAAAACACGUAAAGAACAAAGAUGGUUAGAUACUGUUGCUUCUGAUAGUGAAGCGAUCGUUAAAGGAGAAGGCCAACAUGCAAGAAAACAAGGUGAUGUCAAAAAGGAUAUGGAUAAUCUUCAACAUGAUACAAUUAAAGCAAUUGAAGAAAAACAGAGAAAAGGUCAUCUACCAGAUUUUGAUGUUGGUAAAGGUGAUACACAUGAUGCACGAAUUGGUAGUGGAGGUUCACAUAAAAAAGGACGUUAA